Helicoverpa armigera (cotton bollworm) is the source of this 1431-nucleotide messenger RNA. Its product is annotated as required for meiotic nuclear division protein 1 homolog. Bases 131 to 1414 code for a protein of 427 amino acids. Gene Ontology annotation, biological process: positive regulation of mitochondrial translation. Lineage: Eukaryota; Metazoa; Arthropoda; Insecta; Lepidoptera; Noctuidae. The record is from RefSeq and is a predicted model, not a curated record. The transcript has 9 exons.
UAAAACGAUUACAUGUCAAAACAGUAAGUUUAAGCAUAACCUCAAACUUUAUGUAAUAUUUUCAAGAAAGGGCAUUUAUAAUUGCAUUACAACACGUUUUCAUAUAUUCUGUAUAUACAACAAGUAAAACAUGAGUGUGUAUUUAUCAAGAAUUGCAUUUAGCGCCAUUCGGUGUGCGACACCGAAAAGUUUUUCACCGAAUACUGUAGUCGGUUUUGUAGCAACGAAAGCUCGAUUUUUAUCGCCGAAAAACGACUUAUUUAGUAUUGCUGGGAUUGCUGUAGUAAGGAAUUAUUCACAUGAUGCGAUACAGCCGACGGUGCCGAUAGAAAAUGGCACAAUUCCUAUUAAAAAGAAGACUGUUCAUAAGAAGGCUAAACCGGCGGACUUGUCACACAAAGAGGGCCAUUUCCUCACGAUGGCUUAUGCGACAGCUAAUUCCUAUGACCUGAAGAGUCUGAAAGAGGCUCUAGUUCAACAGAAGCUGUAUGAACCUGGCACGUUAAAAGCUAACGAGUUAGGGGAUGUAGUGGUGGCCAAUGCUGUGUACAGCGUUGGUUCUGAACCCAGAGAGAUCAUCUUCUUCAGAGAAGGCGGUAUCGUCUUCUGGAACUGCACCGAGUUGGAGGCUCGGAAUGUGCUGGACUUUGUCAGACCUUAUGAAAUAGACAGCUACCCUAAAGACGUAGUGGAAAAAGAGAGAGAAGUCAUGACAUACGUUUAUCACCCGAACGCCCGGUCCAAGAAGUCAGGAUCUGAGGCCGGUGCUAUCACUAACGCUACAGUUACAAAAGGGCGCAGGAAGAGAUGUCACUUACAAGAGUCGUCAUUUGUCCUGGUACCAAAGAGAGAUAACUCGUUGGAGAGGUAUACAUUUAGUCACGCCAUGAUGCAGUCGGCUCGUCUGGGCGCGUGGGAGUCGCGGCUGGAGGCGCUGGCGGCGUCCGUCAGCUCGCACACCGCCGCCAUGCAGCACGACGGCGCCGCGCAUGUUGAUAAGAAAGAGGUAGUUCGCAAACUAGGCGAGUUAUUCUCUCUCCGGCACAUGCUGAACGUGGAAUCAGAUCUACUGGAUACGCCCGACUUCUACUGGGAAGAAGAGCAGUUGGAACGCCUGUAUUCUUCCACAGUGGCUUACUUUACAAUAUCUAGGAGGACUAGGGUUCUAAACGAGCGUCUAGCCCACUGCGUGGAACUUCUAGAGUUACUCUCAUCCUGGGCAGCAGACAGGCAUCACGUACGUCUAGAAUGGAUGGUCAUAGCACUCAUUCUGGCUGAAGUCUGCUUCGAGUUGCUUCAUCUCUUCGAAAGCAAGUUGUUCCACACUCCGGAACGGCGGCGGCCGCGGCACCACUUCUCGCCUGCAGACUUCGAAGAAACAAUCAUACCAGAACUAAAUAAGUCUUAUAAUUGAAGUACCUAAUUAAAAAG